AUGCAACAAAAGUUUUUCGCACAAUUUGAUGUGCCAUUAAGAGAACCACCGAAGCCAAAAGGAGCGGCUCUUAAUUUGGCAAUAACAGUUGGAAACAUGGAAAUUAUCAAGACGUUACUGGAUGCAGGAGCUUAUAUUGAUCCCUCGAACGGUCUUAGGCCUCUGCAUUGGUCUAUUGCUUUAAAUAAAUACGAGAUUGUCGAGUACUUGAUAAAACGCGGAGCAGACAUCAAUGCUCGUUGUGAUACCAAAAAUCCAGUACAUGUUGCUGCUGAAAAAGGGCACAAAGAAAUUCUUGAAUUGCUUAUUGAUCAUAAUGCGAUUAUUGAUCCUCGGGCUAUUCAUGAUGCUAUUCAAGAUGCUCUACAAAAUCGUCAUUUUGAAAUUGUAAAAAUUUUGUUAGAUACAAGUGCAAAAUUAUAUCCACUGAGGAUAUGCUCUCCACUAUAG
This is a messenger RNA of Cotesia glomerata, 450 nucleotides long. RefSeq names its product poly [ADP-ribose] polymerase tankyrase-2-like. The record is from RefSeq and is a predicted model, not a curated record. Lineage: Eukaryota; Metazoa; Arthropoda; Insecta; Hymenoptera; Braconidae. Gene Ontology annotation, molecular function: protein binding. Bases 1 to 450 code for a protein of 149 amino acids. The transcript has a single exon.